UCGAGGAAGAUGGCAAUCACGCGUUUUCAACUCUCGGUUUUGGAAGACAGAAGAGAAGCAAUUCCAGAGAGCUCUUAAAACCCUAGGUUUUGCUAUGUGCUCUCGAACCCUCCAUCUUCUCUCCUCUGCUGUCGUCUUUCUUGUUACCCGGGACGAUCUCCUACUUCUUCGUGUAGCUGUGAGUUAGAUUGAUUAGGAUAAGGAUUUGUCCUUUGUUUCCCGCCAUCGUACCGCUCAUCUCCUUCGCGGAAUCGUCACGGAAACGGCGGAUAUUGUUUUCUAGGGCUUAUUUCAUUCUCCUCGCUUCUGUUCUCGCUUCAUGGUUUUCUAGCUUGAUUUGUGCUUUUGUUUUCUGAUAAAAUGUCGAGUGUGACGCCGGAUCUACUGGAGCGGUGGGUCGGCGAUGGUUUAGCCGCGUCGGCGGCGGUGGAGGAGGAACAAGGGAUAGACCACUUUGAUCGGUUGCCGGAUUCGAUCCUUCUAGUUAUCUUCAACCAGAUCAGCGACGUGAAGGCGCUUGGCCGCUGCUAUGUCGUCUCCCGACGCUUCCACUCGCUGAUACCCCUUGUCGACACCGUUUCUGUCCGCAUCGACUGCGUUAUCUCCGACGAUCUUUCUACGUUGUCUGCUUCAUCUUGUUCUUCAGCUGCAGCAGAGAAGACCCGCAGCAUCCUUUCCCACUUCGCACGCGUUGUUCUUGGUGGCAUUGUGCGCCCCAUCUACGCCCUCGGUCAGAUCCUCUCCUCUUCAUCAUCCAAGCGCCUUUCCUAUGCCGAAUCUUCCUUUUCUGAAGUUUCCCACUACUCGCCAUCCGAGGUUCUGAAGAACUUUAAAGAGAUUCGACGCCUCCGGAUUGAACUCCCUGCGGGCGAGCUGGGAGUCAAUGAUGGGGUACUUCUCAAGUGGAAGGCUAGCUUCGGAUCUACCAUCAACAGCUGCGUUAUUCUUGGCGCCUCCUCUGUGCUUUCCUCGUCAUCCACGUCCCCUCCCACACAAUUAGGGAGCCGUAGCCCCUCUUCUGAUCUCUGUGGUGGAGAAGACAACGCUAGCAUCCCUGAAUCUUUUUACACCAAUGGAGGCCUCAAGCUUAGAGUGGUGUGGACUAUCAGCUCCCUGAUUGCUGCCAGUGCCCGUCACUACCUGCUCCAGCCCAUUGUCAGGGAUCAUAAGACAUUGGAGUUUUUGGAUCUCACCGAUGCAGAUGGCCAAGGGGUGCUGAGCAUGAAUAGACGGCAGCUGCAGGAGCUAACAAUGAACCCGGUUUCUGCUUCAGGUUCAUCGCAGAGGACCUUAAUGCCUGCACUUAGCAUGAGGCUAUGGUAUGAGCCACAGCUCGAGAUUCCUUGUGGGAUGAUGCUUAAGGGGGCUACAUUGGUUGUGAUACAGCCCAGUGAAGAGAAGUCCAGAGAAAUGGUGGCUGGUGGAAGUUGCAAUAGUGAUGUGUUGUCUGAUUUAUCUUGGGUUUUGAAUGCAUUUCAGGAACCAUACUGUAGUGCGGCAAGGUUGUUGAUGGAAAAGAGGCCAUAUUGUCUUGAGAUGAAUUCCUUCUAAAAUGCUAUCAAGGAUCCAUGAGAAGCACCUUGGAGGUAAUCGAUUUUCUUGACAACUGAACUGUAAAAUCAAUUGAAGAUUCAUAAAAAGGGCAAUAUUGUUGUUAAUUAAAUUUAAGAAGCCGCAUGCAGAGUUUUGUUUCUAAGCUACUUUAUUUACUUUGUACUGUUAGUGUGUGAUAGUUCUUCUGACAAGUAAAUGGAAAAUCAUGAACAAGUAUCUAGGAAAGGUGCAGCUCACCACGACCUUUUCGGUGCAGUUCGUGUUAGGGUGUUAAGCACUAACUAGUGUACCUACUGCACAUAGGGACGGGGUAGGCCAUCUGUGGGCAGACCAGUCUUUGUGCCAGAACUAUGUUUAUUUGAAGAGAAACGCAGUAUGAAAUCUGUUUGCUUCAUCAUUUAUCUGGUCUACCUUUCACAGCUUAGUUCUGUAAAUUGUUUCUUUUUUCUUCAUGUGCUAAAGUUAUAGGGUAUGAA
Messenger RNA from Phalaenopsis equestris, 2030 nucleotides. RefSeq names its product F-box protein At5g46170-like. The coding region runs from base 361 to 1551 and encodes 396 amino acids. The transcript has a single exon. NCBI's taxonomy places the organism in Eukaryota, Viridiplantae, Streptophyta, Magnoliopsida, Asparagales, Orchidaceae. The record is from RefSeq and is a predicted model, not a curated record. Gene Ontology annotation, molecular function: protein binding.